Messenger RNA from Oryza brachyantha (malo sina), 2197 nucleotides. Its product is annotated as hydroxyproline O-galactosyltransferase GALT3. Lineage: Eukaryota; Viridiplantae; Streptophyta; Magnoliopsida; Poales; Poaceae. The record is from RefSeq and is a predicted model, not a curated record. The transcript has 7 exons. Gene Ontology annotation, molecular function: galactosyltransferase activity; carbohydrate binding. The coding region runs from base 90 to 1874 and encodes 594 amino acids. Gene Ontology annotation, cellular component: Golgi membrane.
AAGAGAAAAAAAAAACGGCGGCCACUUGGUCCGAGCAGCUCCCCCGGCGAGUCCCCAACCUUGAUGUCCUCGCGUCCUCCUCGCCGCCGAUGAGGAAGUGCACCGGCGUGGUGCUCAUCCUUGUCCUCGCCGCCUUCCUCCUCCUCCUCUCCCCGUCACCCUCCACCGCGCCUCCUCCCGUCGCCGCCGGCCCAGUGGCCCACCUCCUCCCCUCCCUCCCGGGCCUCUCCAGCCUCUACCCGGCCCCCGCCGACUCCGCCGCCCACCACUCCUGGCGCCUCCUCCGCCCGCUCCUCGUCCGCUCCGACGCGCUCCCGGGCACCGCCACGGGCGUCCUCGAGGCCGCCGGCGCCUGGCGCAACCUCACCCUCGCCGCGCCUUCGGCGGCUGGCGCCGGCGGCGAGGACGGGCGGCGCCAGGGGAGCCUCGAUGUGAGCUGCCAGGCGUCCGUGGAAGGGGAUCUGGGCGCCCGGGGCGUCAAGAUCCCGUGCGGGCUCGCGGAGGGCUCCGCGGUGACGGUGGUCGGGGUGCCCAAGGCGGGGGCGGCCUGGUUCCGGGUGGAGAUGGUGGGAGGCGGCGGCGAGGUGGUGGUGUCCGUCAAUGUGAGCUUGGGAGCUGCCGAGAUGGUGGUGGAGCAGAACUCUUGGACGCCCCGGGAGGGGUGGGGGGAAUGGGAGCGGUGUCCUCCGGCUGGUGAUGCCGGCCGCAAUGGAAGUUCACAGCCAAGUCUAGUUGAUGGGCUUGUUCGUUGCAAUCAGCAAGUGGGUGUUGGUGGCCUGCAGGGGAGGAACAAUACUAUGGCGAAUGUUACUGCAAACAAGCAUGAAGAUGAGAGCAGACCAAAAGGACAUGCAAAUUUUGGUGGCAGUUUUGCUAUUAUUGAAGGAGAACCUUUUACGGCAACAUUGUGGGCUGGUGCAGAGGGGUUCCAUAUGACAGUAAAUGGAAGGCAUGAGACGUCAUUUUCUUACAGAGAGAGGCUGGAGCCAUGGUCUGUAGCAGAAGUCAAGGUUUCUGGUGAUUUGGAGCUCCUGUCAGUCUUGGCUAAUGGAUUGCCAGUUUCAGAAGUGGUAGACAUGGCUAGCGUUGAGCUUAUGAAGGCCCCACCUCUUUCGAAGAAGCCAAUUUUUCUACUGAUUGGCGUUUUCUCAACUGGAAACAACUUCAAGCGUCGGAUGGCUUUGAGGCGAACAUGGAUGCAAUAUGAGGCUGUCCGUUCAGGAGAAGUAGCAGUACGGUUUUUUACUGGUCUUCAUAAGAAUGAUCAAGUCAAUAUGGAAAUAUUGAAAGAAGCUCAGAUGUAUGGUGAUAUCCAGUUUAUGCCAUUUGUUGACUACUAUACCUUGAUAACCCUGAAGACCAUUGCCAUUUGCAUGUUUGGGACCAAAGUUGUUCAUGCAAAGUACAUCAUGAAAACAGAUGAUGAUGCUUUUGUAAGGAUUGACGAAGUCAUCUCAAGCCUGAAGAAGAGUGACACCGAUGGACUUUUGUACGGUCUUAUUUCUUUCCAGUCUUCACCACACAGAAACAAGGAAAGCAAAUGGUUCAUCAGUCCAAAGGAAUGGCCUGUUGAAGCAUAUCCACCAUGGGCUCAUGGCCCUGGAUAUAUAGUCUCAAGGGACAUUGCGAAGUUUGUUGUACAUGGUCAUCAAGAACGAACUCUUCAGUUAUUCAAACUCGAAGAUGUGGCAAUGGGUAUUUGGAUCCAACAGUACAAAAAUAGUGGCCAGAAAGUAAACUAUGUGAAUGACGAUCGCUUCUACAGCGAAGGAUGCGACUCUGAUUAUGUGCUUGCCCACUAUCAGAGCCCGAGGCUUAUGAUGUGCCUGUGGGAGAAACUUCAGAAAGAGUAUCAACCAGUAUGCUGUGAAUAGUUUCUGCGUCAGCACCAGCAAUUACGACAGGUAGUGAAGUCUGAAGUUGUGAUAGGCUAGGCUUCUCAUCGUUGUACAAUAUAUUGCCACGAUUGUUUUGUUUGAUAGCAAAGCUUGUUGUGGGGCUCAGGUGUAACACUAGUAGCAGUGGGUACAAUAUAAUUCUUUUACAAUGGAUCAAUAGUUUCGGUUUUGUAGAGGAAAAUAUUGAGCCAUGUAUACAAAAGCACGAGCUGUAAUAUCAAAACUCUUGUAAUGAAUCUCCAUCUGUUCUUGGUGAUGCCAUUCUGGAGCUAAUGGUCAAUCUCACAUGAAAAAAAAAU